Molecule: messenger RNA, 714 nt
Organism: Theobroma cacao (cacao)
Lineage: Eukaryota; Viridiplantae; Streptophyta; Magnoliopsida; Malvales; Malvaceae
Source: RefSeq, a predicted model, not a curated record
UCCAAGAAAACUUCGUCAUCAUACAGUUAUAUUUGAUUCAUCAAAUUCGACAGUCAGCUAUAGUUGUAAAAAAUUUGAAUUUGUUGGUAUUUUAUAUGCUUAUGCUUUAAAGGUGCUUUCCUUUCAGAAUUUUAAAUGAGUUCCAGAUCAAUAUAUAUUAAAAGGAUGGACCAAGGAAGUGAAGAUUGGAGUUGUGGUAAAUUCUUCAACAUCCACUAGAUCAAAUGAUCCUAAAGUAGAUGUAAGUGCUCGUUACAAAGUUUUGCUUCGAUGGUAUUCUAAUUUAGCAACAAGAGCUGCAAUGAGUGAGCAAUCAUUUAAUAUGGCUAUGAGUGAUGGAGAAAAGACAUUGAGCAAAGUUGAGACAGUUUUGAAGCAGUUAUCAAUUGAAGAGUCUCGAAGCUUCGAAAAUGGAAAACAAGUUUGUCAAUUUGACGAAAGUGGGCAUAAUGAGAAAGAAAGCCAAAAAAUCAAGGGAAUCAAAUGUAAACCUAAAAAUAAAGGAGAUAAAUCAUCUCAACGACAAAAAAAUGCUUUGGAAAAAGCUAAAAGAAAGAAAAGACUUCAAAUUGAUAAAUUAGUAGAGACUCCACUAGUUCAAGAGGAUUCAAGUCAAAUUGCUCAUACUUUGUACCAUAGUGCUACAAGUGGAUUCAAUCAAUCAAACUCAUGUUGAUAUCCAUCAAUCUACUAUCGCAAGCAUGGUGGAUUUAC